This is a messenger RNA of Galdieria sulphuraria, 1730 nucleotides long. RefSeq lists its product as hypothetical. The transcript is spliced from 4 exons. The coding region runs from base 71 to 1606 and encodes 511 amino acids. The record is from RefSeq and is a predicted model, not a curated record. NCBI's taxonomy places the organism in Eukaryota, Rhodophyta, Bangiophyceae, Galdieriales, Galdieriaceae. Gene Ontology annotation, molecular function: protein binding.
UACUAUUUGUGCAGACUGAAGUUGAUAUUCUAAAGAAUUUCUGCGGAAAUUUCCAAAGUGCGUGUUGACGAUGUCGGUUGCCGACGAUGCCGCCCUUCAUCGUUCUCUUUUAAGCUCUAUGCACGACUAUCUACAAAGAAAAGGGUUUGAGAAAACUGCCAAAUCUUUUGAAAAGGAACUGAAAGCAGCUGGAUGGUCUUUGGAAACUUCGAACUGCCUUCUGGAAAACCUAUGGACAUUAAACCAAGGUGUUGAAAAGGAAAAAUCAGUGUCUGAGAGUCUAGUGGAGGAUGAUAGAAGAGCUUCGAAUAUCGAGAAAUCUUCAAGUCGUGGCAAGGAGCAAACAGUCAAAACGUCUUCACGUAGCUCUGGCAAUAGUCCUGGUGAGAAAUACGUUGACACUAAAGAAACGGGUUCGUUAACUCCUUCCAAAUCAAAGUUGGCUGUCGAAGAAGAGACCAGUAGCACGUCCAGUGGAACUUCGGCCUCAACUUCUUCGACAGAAACAGAUUCAUCUCGGAGUUCUAGUCCAAAAAAUUCAUCUCCCUCGAACCGUUCAGAAAGCUCAAGUUCGGAAAGCUCGCAAUCCGGAUCUUCGUUUCGGUCCAGUUCUUCAAACCCAACGCAAGAGUCAUCUUCCAGUUCUUCCUCAGGCAGCUCCAGCUCUUCUGAAGAGAGCGACUCCAGUCAUUAUUCGUCAUCUUCGUCUUCCUCCUCAAAGGAAGAUAAAGAAUCAGCCACGUCAAAAGACUCAAAUGAAUCUUCAGAAAGCGAAAGCUCCGUAUCGACAGGUUCUGAAGAUUCCAAAAGUAGUGUUUCGUCUAGUUCAGAGAGUUCAUCGACUUCAAGCAAUUCAGAUUCUUCAGACACGCAAAGCUCGUCCUAUCACAUCAGCAACUCAUCUGAUUCUUCUUCUACAGACGUCACGUCGUCUUCCAGCUCAAAUAGUGCACAAGACGUCAAAGACAGAAAACUUGCUUCCAAAGCAAAAGAAAAAGAGGGAAUAAGCUCCUCCAAACGUUUACGUGAUGACACUCAGGAACUCAGGGAAAGGUUGGAUUUUCCACAUGACUCAUCUGGAAAUAACGUCGAUCAUGCAACUAAAGUUCCUUCAGAGAAAAAGUUUCGUACAAACGCGAAUGGUAGAGAAGACGCCUUGACUUCCAUAACAUGUCAGGACAGUAGUAGACAAGGUAAGUGGUUGUCCAUUUAUUUCCAACUUCAUUCAUGUGGACGUUUUUCAGCACCUGAGAGAGUUAAAGUGACUUUACAAGCAGCCAACAGCGAGAAACCCAACAGCGAGAAACCUGAUCUGAACGAAGGUCCAUCAGAAAUCGAUGAUGAAAACAGUUCUACACUGCGUCGUUUUCAACGAGUACAGCCAGAUUCUGUUAAGUUUAUUGAUGAUAAAUUGAGAGACAAUUCAUACGAUGCGAAAGGUGGUGAAAUGUACGGCCUUAGAGCAUGGGAGGAGCUUAAAAAAGUAAGAGGCAAAGAUUUUCGCAAGGCUAAAACGAAGAAGAAAAAAGCGACUUAUUUUGGUGGAGGCAUUAUAAGCAAAGAUAGUCACUCUUUUCGAUUUACCUAUAGUGAUGAUUCGAGUUGAACAGAAUACAGGAAUUUUCUCCAAGUGGAGUUUUUUGGUUUCAAAUAGGUGUAGUUGGAUAAGAAGAUAAUAAUAUAUACGUAUUAUAAGGACAUUGAAGGCUGAUAAAAUUUAACUUCAAAUA